Molecule: messenger RNA, 1320 nt
Organism: Eimeria acervulina
Lineage: Eukaryota; Apicomplexa; Conoidasida; Eucoccidiorida; Eimeriidae
Product: pescadillo family protein, putative
Exons: 6
Coding region: 1-1320 (439 amino acids)
Biological process (GO): ribosome biogenesis; maturation of LSU-rRNA from tricistronic rRNA transcript (SSU-rRNA, 5.8S rRNA, LSU-rRNA)
Cellular component (GO): PeBoW complex; nucleolus
Molecular function (GO): RNA binding
Source: RefSeq, a predicted model, not a curated record
AUGAAGGGGCUGCAGUACCCUCCUUUGAGGCCUCGCAGUAAAGCAGCAAAUAAAAGAAUAUCUGCUGCUCCUGCUGCUGCUGCUGCUGGUGGUAGUGCUGCUGCUGCUGCUGGUGCUGCUGCACGGGGCUCCCGUUUUGUUGCUACGCAUCAGCUGCAGCAGCACGUCAGCUGCUUUCAUCUACUUAAAGCCACAAAGGUACCUGCUGCUGCUGCUGCUGCUGCUGCUCCCGCUGCUGCUGCGGCUGGGAAGGCAGAGGCUGCUGCUGCUGCUGCAGCAGAAGCACCAGCAGAAGCUAAGAAACUAAAAGAGGAGGCAGAUGAAGACUUGCAGGAAGCCACAAGUGCUGGCAGCAGCAGCAGCAGCAGCAGCAGCGAGCAGGAGACAGAUGAUGAGGAGACACCGAAGAGAAAAAACCUAAAAGCGCAACAGCAAAAGAAGACACGCACUGCAGCAGCAGCAGCAGCAGCAGCAGCAAAGAGUGCAGAUGAGUCAGAAGGCGAGGAAGGAGACACUAAAGAGGAAGAAGCGAACACAGAGACAAAAGAAGAAGAGACAGAUGAAGAAGAAGAAGAAGAUGAAGACGAAGAUGAAGAAGAAGAAGAUGAUGAUGACGAUGAUGAAGAUAAAGAAGAAGAAGAUGAUGAUGAUGAAGAUAAAGAAGAAGAAGAUGAUGAUGAAGAAGAAGAAGAAGAAGAAGAAGCAGAGACAGAAGAAAUUCAAACAAACGAACAAAGCGACGGCAAUAACGCGAAGGAGGCUGCUGCUGCUGCAGUUAAAGGUUGCGGUGUCUCCGAGCAUCCCGUGCAACGCCUAUUUGAGGGCCUUGUCUUCUUCAUCUGCAGAGAGGUGCCUUUGCUUCCGCUUUCUUUCGCUAUUCGUAGCUGCGGCGGUGUCGUAAAUUGGCAGGGAGAUAAUUCACCUUUAGAUAUCAAAAACCCUGCAAUAACUCAUCAAGUCGUAGACAGACCCUUAGAAAGUGUGCAGCAGGCGUUUGGAGGUGAGAUGCCUCUAAGAGAGUUUGUUCAGCCUCAGUGGGUCUUCGACUGUAUAAACAACGUCAUGCUGCUGCCGACAGAUGAAUAUACACCCGGGAAGUCUCUGCCCCCACACCUCUCGCCUUUCGUGGACGACGAGGCUGAGGGUUAUGUGCCCCACCGCCGCGAGGUUUUGCUGAAGCUGCAAAAAGAGAAGAAGACAGCAGCAGCAGAAAACAAAGGAGAAGAGGAAUCCGAAGAAGACGGGGAGCAGCACGACUGCCUCAACAAGCAGCAGCAGCAGCAGCAACAGCAGCAGCAACAGCAGCAGCAGCAGCAGUAG